AUGUCUUUCUUUAAUAUCACUCUGAGCAAUUUAAGUUUAGAAAUGCAAAUAACUGGAGAUCAACCUCGAGACGAGCAUUUGGCUCAAGUUGAAAUAGCCCUUCUAAGUAUCAUCUUUCUGAGCGCCGCGAUCCUGAACUUCGGACUGCUGAUGGUGUUGUGGAGAAGGCGAAAACAGAUGUCCCGAAUGCGUGUGUUUGUUUUUCAUCUGUGUUUGGCAGACCUGAUGGUUGCUUUCUUUCAGGUGUGCCCUCAGCUCAUGUGGGAUAUAACGGACAGGUUCAUCGGUCCCGAUUUGGUGUGUCGGCUGGUAAAGUAUUUGCAAGUCGUUGGCAUGUUUGCCUCGACUUAUAUGAUUGUAGUGAUGACCAUUGACCGGUAUCAGGCCGUUUGCAACCCCAUGGUCACAUUCCAGAGAAGGCGGGCGCGCUGGAACGUUCCUGUUUGCAUCGCAUGGGCCAUCUCCCUCACCGGCAGCCUCCCUCAAAUUUUCAUUUUCUCUCGGGUUCAGAUUGCCCCUGGAGUAUUUGACUGUUGGGCUAACUUCAUUGAACCUUGGGGACUGAAGGCAUAUGUGACCUGGACAACGCUGGUCAUAUUUGUGUUGCCUGUUUUGACGGUGAUAGCGUGUCAAGUGCGCAUAUGUCGAGCAGUCCAAAUCAACUUUUACAUGAAAACGCACCAAGACAAAGAAGAAGGAAUCAGACAUCCGCUUCCAUCCAGGGCAAGCAGUGUGGUCGGGGUGUCAAAGGCGAGGAUUAAAGCAGUGAAGAUGACAGUGGUGAUUGUACUCGCCUACAUUAUAUGCUGGGCUCCAUUCUUCACGGUUCAACUGUGGUCUGUCUGGGAUGUAAACGCUCCAACUGAAACCGCGACAUUUACGAUCCUCAUGCUCUUGGCAAGUCUGAACAGUUGCGCCAAUCCGUGCAUCUACCUUCUCUUCAGCGGAAAACUGCCCAAAAGAUUGGUUGCUUUCGUCUGCCUGGACCAGAGCGAUAUGAAGGACUCAAUCCCAGAAGAGGCUACGAUGGUCAGUUCAUUGUACAUGAGUUUCAAAAGUCUGUCGGACUCUAGGUGA
This is a messenger RNA of Chanos chanos (milkfish), 1077 nucleotides long. RefSeq names its product arginine vasopressin receptor 2b, tandem duplicate, 1 (gene avpr2b.1). Gene Ontology annotation, biological process: positive regulation of vasoconstriction; regulation of systemic arterial blood pressure by vasopressin; G protein-coupled receptor signaling pathway. The coding region runs from base 1 to 1077 and encodes 358 amino acids. The record is from RefSeq and is a predicted model, not a curated record. Lineage: Eukaryota; Metazoa; Chordata; Actinopteri; Gonorynchiformes; Chanidae. Gene Ontology annotation, cellular component: plasma membrane. The transcript has 2 exons. Gene Ontology annotation, molecular function: peptide binding; vasopressin receptor activity.